Messenger RNA from Ambispora leptoticha, 166 nucleotides. Lineage: Eukaryota; Fungi; Glomeromycota; Glomeromycetes; Archaeosporales; Ambisporaceae. The record is from the annotation of a GenBank genome assembly.
AUAAAAUUCGCAGAUGAAAUUGAAUCCAAAGAUGAAACCGCAGAUGAAAUCGAAUCCAAAGAUGAAACUGCAGAUGAAAUCGAAUCCAAUAAUGAAACUGUGAGCGAAGAAGAUGAGGAAGAAAAUAAGGCCAAGACCAUGGAUAGUUGCAUAAUAAAGUCUGAAU